Molecule: messenger RNA, 3498 nt
Organism: Lodderomyces oxycetoniae
Lineage: Eukaryota; Fungi; Ascomycota; Pichiomycetes; Serinales; Debaryomycetaceae
Gene: KIP4
Product: Kip4p
Exons: 3
Coding region: 1-3498 (1165 amino acids)
Biological process (GO): microtubule-based movement
Molecular function (GO): microtubule motor activity; microtubule binding; ATP binding
Source: RefSeq, a predicted model, not a curated record
AUGAAUUUUCAUCCCUUUGAUUCCAGUAGUGCCAAUUUCCACAACAUCAAAGUGAUUUGUCGUUUUAGACCUGAGAAUGAGUCUGAAUUGAAGAGAGGUCACCAAAUUGUUAGUUUCCCCAAUGCGCAAACUGUAUGUGUAACUGGUGCUAAUUUCACAAACCAUUUCACAUUUGACCGAGUAUUUCAACCAAAUGCAUCUCAAGCUGAUGUGUACCUGUUUUCCGUUGGCGAAACUGUGGAUUGUUUGUUAAACGGGUAUAAUGGCACUGUAUUGGCUUAUGGCCAGACUGGUUCUGGUAAGACUUAUACAAUGUUGGGAAAUCCCAUGGACGAGGAAAUGAUGGGGAUAAUACCCAGAAUAUGGCAUGAGUUGUUUGAAAGGAUUCUCACUAUUGAUGAAUAUACUAUACAUGUAUCAUUUUUAGAAAUUUACAUGGAACAGAUUAAAGAUUUGAUGACCGAGGAUAAGGAAGUUUGCGACCAGAGCAGAUAUACAAUACACGAGGAUAAACAUCUAGGACUAGUAGUCAAAGGUAUCAAUCGCAAACAAGUUAACAACGUAAUGGAAGCAAUGGAUAUUCUCAAUAAAGGGUUAAAAUUGCGAGCUACAUCUCCAACGGAUAUGAAUUUGGAAAGUUCGAGGUCUCACACUAUCUUGCAAAUCCAAUUAUCUCAAAAAGAUAUAAACACUCAAGUGACAAAGAGGUCCAAUUUAUUCCUAGUAGAUUUGGCGGGCUCGGAAAAAGUGAAUAAAACUGGUGCUCAGGGACAAACCUUGAAAGAAGCUCAAAAGAUAAAUCUGUCACUUUCUUCAUUAAGUAAUGUAAUCAAUGCUUUGACUGACGGCAAAUCAACUCAUGUUCCAUAUCGAGAUUCAAAAUUAACAAGAAUUUUACAGGACUCGCUUGGUGGUAAUUCAAAAACUUCAUUGAUCAUAAACUGUUCACCUUCAUCAAUAAACGAGUUGGAAAUACUAUCAACGUUAAGAUUUGGAACAAGAGCUAAAACAAUUAAAAAUCACGCACGUGUAAAUGUAGAAUUGAGUCCUGAAGCAAUGAGGCUGAAGUUCCAACAAUUGGAAAAGACCAACGAGUCUAACCAGAUUUACAUCAAGCAAUUGGAAGAUGAAUUAACCCACUACAAAUAUGGCCCAGAAGUUAACGGGGAAAUAAUAAACUCUCCACUGUUGUAUUCUUUACGAAGAACUAGUACAGCCGGUAGCCCUUCUCCUUCUUCAAUAAAUGCUACCUCAAGAUCAAUAAGACAAUCAAAAAGUUUUGCUUUUGAUACUCGAAUACCCUUAUUACUACAGAACCUGCUAUUGCUAUCAUCAUCACCCUCACGCCCCUCACGACCUCCAACACGACCUCCACACAGUAUGGAUUUGCCCGCCAUCCCUGGCACCACGACUACGAUGACCACCUCCACUACUACCGUUCUCAACAUAGACAAUGAGUUGUUGCGUCGAGACGAAAAGAUUAAAGAAUUGGAAAAUACUGUUUUGAACCUUAAAAUGCAAAAGCUAAGGAAUGCACAUUAUGAAGAAAGCAAGUUAUUUUCUUUGGAGAAUUCUCUACAUAACAUAAGCGCUAAAUUGAAUGAGGUUGAAAUGAUCAAUGCCAAUUUACGCAAACAUUUGUUAAUUAGUGAGAAAAUAAUUGAGAGUAGAGAUGACAAGAUUAUUAAAUUGAAAUUUGCAUUGAAGGAGCAACAGAUGUUGAUAAACAGAGAAACACUAGGAUUUAAAAAUCGAUUGGGAGAAAUUCAUUUGAAAUUAGCCGAUUUAAGCAAGUUUAAAGAAGAGGAAAUGAUGAUUAAACGACAAACUUUGCUAUUACAACAAGAGCAACAAAAACAACUUACACUAGCACGACUGAGGAGUACACAAGGCGAUGGUGGUGAUAGUGGUGAUAGUGGUGUUGGUAGUGUUGAUGUUGAUGUUGGUGGUGAUGGUGAUAGUGGUGAUAGUGGUGGUGGUGGUGGUGGUGGUGGUUACAGUGAUGAUGGUGGUGAUGGUGAUGGUGGUGAUAGUUAUGAUGGUAGUGAUAGUGGUGGUGAUGAUGGCGGCGGCGACGUCUCAUCUGUGCAAUUGAUUAGGAACGGCAAUGCGGUACAUAUGAUUGACACAGAGUCUGUGGUUGAUUUUGGUGAUCAGGAAACAAUUUCAAAUAUUAGUCCUGAUCCCGACCUUCUUGAUUCAUCAACUGAUAAUUUACCUCAAAAGAACUUUGGUUUAGCGGUAAAUGGUACCCACCAAGUUGGAACUACUUGUUCCAACGCAAAUUAUAAGGGAGAGGGCUUUUUCAUUUAUGCAUCGGAAAAACUUGAUUCUCCAUCUUCCAAUGAGGAAGAUGAGGAGGACGAGGACGAGGAGGACGAGGACGAGGACGAGGACGAAGAGGAAGAAGAGGAAGACAAAGACAAAAUGGAAAAGAAGGAAAAGAAGGAAAAGAAGGAAAAGAAGGAAAUAAAGGAAAAGAAGGAAAAAAAGGAAAAGAAAGAAAAGGAUGGUUCAAACUAUAUUACAGUAAAUGGUUUUCAAAUUGAAAAUAAACGAAGAUCUACGUUAUCAGCAAAGAGUAUGAAAUCAAAUACUACUACAAUCACGUCAUCAUCCAUGGCAACAAUAAUACCCGAUAAAGUGGAACAGACUUACGAGUGUAACACAUCAAUUAUGUUUAAAGACAAUCUAAAAGAAAAGAAACAUAGUAGCAAAAAUGGUAAAGUUUCUUUGAAAUUGCUCAAUUUGAAAAGCAAUAAACCGUUGAAAACGGGAUCAAAGAGGACGAUACGUGCUGUUGGUUCAGAUGAGCUAAUAGAGUCCUAUACCUUUCAUAACGAAAGUCAUUUUCAAGAAUCUCAAUUAUGGCGUAAUUUAACUACUAAAGUUGAUAUGGAUAUGGAAUUGGAAUUGAAUACUACUACAGAUGCUACCAUAACCAUUCAUUUCAACAAUACAAACACAACAUAUGUCCUUGUCUCAUUGCAUCCACUCAAGUUUCAGGAGAUUGAUCCCGGUAUUUUUGCCAAGACUUUUUUUUCAACAACAGUACCGCUAUCAGGAUGUCUUCGGAUGAUUAAUGAUACUUCGAGCAUAACACAUAUCGAAGCAAGAGAUAUAACAUUAACGGACCCACCACAUAUCCUGUUUGGGAUUAAUGUUCUUUUAUCUACAUUGAGCUAUGAUUUUGGUUUAGAUGGAACAGGGGCAAAGUUUGGCUUGAGCAAUACAAUGAUAUGUCGGGGUACAAAUGACCAAACUAUACAAAUAUUGAAAAAAAUGAGGUACAUUUCUUUGCCCGAGGCUCGAGUUAGAAAUCUACUGUGGGACAAGAAUGGAAAAUGGACAAAAGAAAAGUGGCAGGGAUUAUAUACUUGGUAUAAAUUUAAAAAGUUGGGACUAUUGUUUUUCAAUAUGAAUGAAUUGAAGUAUGAAAAGCCGUAUUGUGAAAGUCGACCAGAGUAUCUACAAUGUCAACUGCGCUUGAAGGAGUGA